GUGAGUCUUAGAUUGAGUCAGUAGGUCUGUCAGUCAGGGGUUGGCAUCUACGUGGUGAGGUUUGGAACCUCUAACCUGGUUGUACACUUAUCACCAUGGUUGAGACCCGCACUGGGAAGGAGACUAGUCCCUAUACCCCUGAGCAGCAAGCGAAGAUGGCCGCCAUAGUAAAAGAGAGUAGGGAAAGAAAAGAGCGUGAGAAGCAGGCGAAACUCAAGGCUAUCGCAGACGAGCAGGCGGCAAAGAUGAAGGAAGUGGAGGAGGAGAUGAAGAAGAAGGAGAAGGCUGCUGAAGAAGAAGCGGCAACAGAAGAAGAAAAGGAGAGAAUGAGGAUUGAGAGUGGAGAAGGAAGCAGUAGUGGCACGAUGAAGAGGGAGUCAGAUAUUGAGAUGGAGAAGAAGAUCAGCGAGUUGGUCGCUAAUUUAUCGUUGGGUGAAGAGGAAGAGGCGGAGUCCUACGUGACUGAGGAUGAGAGGGCGGCACUAGCCAGUGAGCUCGCAACAAUGACAGAUCCUAUGGAAAGGCGAGAAAGGGAGGAAGAGCAGAAAUUGGCAUGGAAGUUUGAGGAUGAAGCGAGAGAAGAAGAGGAGGAGAGAGGAACCGGUUGUGAAAACAACCUGGUUGCAUAUUCCAAAGUCACCCCUCUUUCCCAAUUCCUCAAGCUCCUCAAGGAGCGUUUCGCUGACCCAACGCGAGGCAUAAGAGCCUUUGACAAGCUCCAAACGAUCCACUCACGGCAAUGGAGGAGUGCCAAGGCACUCAAGGGUACAAUGAACGACUUGGUAGUCGUCCCGGACCAUGGGGUCACUGAGCCCCAGCUGCUCCAGUUGUUUUAUCGUGCCAUUCCAGAGGCCCUACGCGGGCAUUUCUUUGACAAAUCUCAGCAGGCCGGGAUCACUUACGAUGCAUUGAGUAGAGAAGUCGUCCUGUAUGAGUCCAAGUCUAUGACAGAUACCACUUUCUGGCAUAAGGACCUGGAGAAGGGGAAGAAGUGGAAGGAUCGUACCAUAUCGGGCCAAGUCAAGGCCAAGGAUCACUUGAUCCUGACAUUAGAGGAGGGUGGUACAGAAGAGGUUCCAUAUGACCAGAUUGAGUGGGGCCUAGGGGAGGAGUACAGUAGUGUAGGGCAGGGGAGGUUUUACGCUGCUGUCGCGGCCGGAAGGAGGCCGCAAGAUAACACCUUGGCACAUUGCUGUCUCAGUGCCCCCGCGUUUGCGCGAUUGGUGAGAAAGGAGCGGUUAGAGGAACAGGUCUUUGUAGUGUAUGUUAGACCUGUCACCGAGGGCCAGGAAAAGGAUAGUUCCACAGAUCCAACAAUUGCCAAGUUGCUGGAAGAGUUCAAGGAUUUGACUGAGUCGCCGACAGGAGCAGUGUCGCGACCCAUCCAGCACAGGAUAGAGAUAGAGCCUGGCAGUCGAACUCCUAAGGGUGCCGUCUACAGGAUGUCCCCUAGAGAGUUAGAGGAGCUUCGCAAGCAGUUAGACGAACUCCUUGAGAAGGGUUGGAUCAGGCCCAGUUCGUCUCCUUUCGGAGCACCAGUUUUGUUUGUCCCCAAGAAGGAAGGAGAACUUCGUAUGUGUAUAGACUAUAGGGGUUUGAAUGCGAUCACAGUGAAGAAUGCUGAGCCGCUGCCCCGGAUAGACGAUCUUUUAGAUCGGGUGCAGGGUUGUAAGUAUUUCUCUAAGAUAGACUUAAAGUCCGGAUACCAUCAGAUAGAAGUCCAUCCUGAUGAUCAGUACAAGACGGCAUUCUAGACUAGAUAUGGGCAUUAUGAGUUUGUAGUGAUGCCCUUUGGACUAACCAACGCGCCAGCUACUUUUCAUCGUUGUAUGAAUGACCUGUUUAGACCAUGGUUAGAUAAAUUUGUAGUAGUCUA
Molecule: messenger RNA, 1876 nt
Organism: Chara braunii
Lineage: Eukaryota; Viridiplantae; Streptophyta; Charophyceae; Charales; Characeae
Source: the annotation of a GenBank genome assembly